AUGGGCGCACCUGAUAUGGUUGAACUGAAUUUCAUUGAUUCUGAGUUACAUUACCGUGUUAGGAAUGCUCUUAGAGCUGCUGUUAAGGGUGACAGCGAUUUUUAUAACCAGCUUGUAGCAGUGAUACACCAUAACAAUCGUCUGGCUGCAGAUGAGGUGGCUCUUCUUUUGGCGUGUCUGAAAGCAGUCACGGGAGCCGUUUCGUGUAUAGACAUUGUUCAUCAUAGAGCGCUUCUUGCCGCCAUAUUUGGAAUGAGUUUGUGGAACUACGGGACUGAUGUGAUGGAUGCAUUGGUUGGAUUACUUGUUUCCUUGGCGUCAUCAAGCGGGGAAUAUGUUGAUUUGUGCUUGGAUAUGCUUGUUGUGAAUUUUGUGCCUCCAUUCGCUUCUCCUUCUGCUACGAACUUUCUGGAACUUUUGAAAAAACCUGGCGGUCUUGCUAAGAAGGCUCAAGUUCUUGACCGGGUCCACUCAACCUUGAAAGAUAUUGCAAAUGUAGUCCCACUUUCACCUGUUAGACUGGAGAAGAUAGUGAGGGAUAGAAUGCCCAACAUAUACGCAAAAGAACCACACAUUGUUAUGUACGUGGAGAAUAUGUUGAGGCUAGAGGGUGGUGUGAUGGGCGAACUUGUUGGGAGCAAUAUUAUAGUUGCAUUAGUGGAUAGACUGAUUGAGUUGGAUGUGGAAAUAGCAUGGGAUGACAUUUUAGAGGAAGAUUUUCAUAAAGGUAUAUUUGAUAUGGAACUUGAGGACCUUAACGGGAAUGCAGGUGAUGUCGACCAAGAUUCAAAUGAGCUUACCCGGGAAGCCUUAAUACAAAGGUUCUUUAGUGGAAACUUAGUUGCUGAAAAGUUAGAUAGCCUGAUGGUGCUCACAUUCGAACACAUUAAAUCCUGUUUUGAGAGUGGACGUCUGGUUCAGGUGUUUGAGAUCCUUCUCCAAUCAUUUCAGAAAACAGUUUUGACUGCGUAUAAAGCAAAAUUUACCCAGUUUGUCAUGUUCUACGCUUGCUCACUGGAUCCUGAAAAUUGUGGAAAGAUGUUCCUGAACAUGCUUCUAGAUAUCUUUCUGAGCAGUCUCAAUCCCGAGUGGAGAAUGGGUGCUGUUGCAUAUCUUGCUAGUUAUUUAGCUCGUGCUAAAUUCGUGCCGGUAUCAUUUGUUGCUGACACACUGGAAAGUGUGGUGAGCUGGUGUUUCCUAUAUUGCAAAAACCAGGAUGGUGACAUUAAUCCAAAAGCUCAUAAAGUAUUUUAUGCUGGUUGCCAGGCAAUUAUGUAUGUUCUCUGUUUCCGGAUGAGACAAAUUGUGGCCAUACCCCGCCUCAAGUCCCAGCUACUGCUCAUGCGUAUUGAAGAUGUCAUUAGACACCCAUUAAGGCCAUUGCAGGUAUGCCUGCCAUCAAUAGUAGAAGAAUUUCUUCGGCUGGUGAAGGCAAAUGGUGUAUUUUCUCUGCCUCAAAGUCCCGUUAACUUUGGUCUCCUUGAAUCAGAAAAUUCAAUGGCGUUUGGCGGACUAAAAAGAUUGGACAUGUUUUUUCCAUUCGAUCCCUGCCUAUUAAAGAAAUGUGACAGCUAUAUCCGGCCAAAUUAUGUUUAUUGGUCGAUGGUAAGAAGUAGUUAUGAUGAUGACGAUGAUGGAGAAGGUAUGAGCGAUGAAGAUGAAGAUGAAGAUGUUGGUGGGGCCUAUGAAGGAGAUGGAAUGAGUAUUCCGGACAAUGGGAGUCGGAGGAGUUAUGAGGAGGAAAAUUCUGAUGCCGAUGAAUUUGAAUAUUCCCUGGACAAAAUGUCUAUUACGCCUAGAGACUUGAGCAGUAAGUUUGGAGGCGGACUACAAAACUUCAUGCAGAUGCCAUCGAAAAUCAGGCCUUCAAUGAGUCCCGAGUCAUUUUGA
This is a messenger RNA of Striga hermonthica, 1890 nucleotides long. The record is from the annotation of a GenBank genome assembly. NCBI's taxonomy places the organism in Eukaryota, Viridiplantae, Streptophyta, Magnoliopsida, Lamiales, Orobanchaceae.